GCCUUUAGCCUUUGUGGCGAACACAAGCAGUCAGCUGUUAAACUGCGUGCCGUAAACACGAGCCAGUCUCACCUAAGCAAGCAGCGAGUCAACACAACUCUCCUCCCUUCAUUCGGCAGCAGAUAGCAUAUUAACUACAACUUCCUACUACCAAAGGCCGGCCUCACCUCGCCGACCAGGUUCAGACCACUGAAUCUGAAACCCCCUCUACAUCCAAGCUAAGUGACUCACAGGUUAUAUCCUUUUGCGGGGCCCUACGGGAAGGAAUAAUUAUUGUAAGCGCUUAGCACGGUCAUCAGCCUUCAAAAUAUAAGGCGAGCCGGUGAGAGUGAGUGCGGCCUAAGCGUAUUGCAUUAAGUUAGCAAUAAUCUAUCAAUCAGUUUAUCUGUGUAUCAGUUAGUCAGUCAAGCAAUCAAUUCCUUCUUAUCCAUCUAUCUAUGCAUCACUCUUCAAACAGGCGGCUGGGGAGCCCGUCACACGCUGGUCCUGCUGGCGUGUGUGGGCGUCAUCCUCAUGAGUAUGAUGCGCUAUGGCCUCUCCAUGGCUAUAGUGUCCAUGGUGACGCGACCUGCCGCCGAUCACCACCACCAGUAUUCCACCAAUACCACCGCCACCAAUAUCACCGCCACCCCUUUCCUCACUAACGUAACCACUUUUUCCUCCACUGGCAUGGAUGAUGGUGGUGUGUGCUUCGCUCCUGAUGUUGAUGGUGUUGAUGGUGGUGUUAACGGGACAUUCGACGGUGUAUAUAAUGAUUCGGUUUGAGUGGGACGAGAAGGCACAGGGACACGUGCUGGGAGCCUUUUACUACGGGUACUUCCUUACCAACAUCCUGGGCGGGAGGCUGGCGGAGAGGGUGGGCAGCAAGCCGGUCAUAUUGGUGGGCAUGCUCCUCUCCUCCCUCCUGUCGCUCGUGUCACCACUCGCGGCGCACCUGUCCACCGGCAUGUUCAUAGGUGUGCGCCUCGUACAGGGGUUUGCACAGGAUGAUUUUGCAGGCUCGCUUCUGGACGCGUUCAAGUUGGCGGCGCUGCGUGAUGUUGAUGGAGGAAGACCACGCUGGGGACGUGUAUGUCAGUUUGGGGAGGAUGAACGAGGAGUACACGCUCGCCAGCGCACACUCAGGGGCCCCCAGCGUUUUGAGUCUCCUCAGCAGGGCGUCCUGGUGCCGGCGUUCAAUCGGUGUUUGGUGAUGUGGGUGCCGCCUUAUAAGAGAAGCAAGUACAACACCUUCGUUUUCAUAGGUUCGGAGGUGGGCAUCGUGUUGUCCAUGACGGUGGGCGGCUACUUCUGCUCACAGCCUUCCGUGGGGAGCUGGACGGCUGUGUUCUAUGUGUUCGGCGGGGCGGGGAUGUUGUGGUGUGUUGCAUGGUGGGUGGUGGCGCGCGAGAGUCCCCUGCACCAUAACGGAAUGUCCGCCGAGGAGAAGAAAUACCUGACGGCCCAUUGUGUGGUGCAGCAAGAGCAGGUGAGCGUGGCGUGGGGUCAGGUGUUCAGCAGCCUGCCGUUCUGGUCCCUGGUGGUGAUGCACAUAGGUUACAACUGUGGCUACUACACCUUCGUCAGCGUGCUGCCCGCCUACAUGGCCAACAUACAGCACUUCACGGUCAGGAAUAACGGCAUAGUGUCGGCCCUUCCUUACGUCGCGGAGACCACCUUCGCCCUGCUCUUCUGCGUGGCCGUGGACCGCGCAACAGCAAGCGGCAGGCUGUCUGUGCUGGCCGUGCGGAGGCUCGCCAUGGCUGUGGCCUCGUACAUCCCCGCCGCAGCGCUGGUAGGCAUGUGUCUGGUGGGGUGUGACAGUGUGGCGGCCGUGGGGGUGGUGUGUGUGGCUAUCGGGGCUGGAGGAUCUGCUUUCUGCGGCCUCUUCUCCUCUCAUCAAGAUCUCGCCCCAAACCUGGCCGGGACCUUGCUCGGCGUCACCAACAGUAUUGCCAACGUGAUGGGAUUCCUCGCGCCUGCCCUCGUCGGCGUGAUCACCUUCAGGAAUCAAACAGUGUGGGCGUGGAACACAGUCUUCCUGCUGUCUGCCGCCAUCUACCUGCUUAGCGCCACCUUCUAUAUCACCUGCGUCACGGACAAGGUGCAGCCCUUCAACGACCCCGCCCAGGUCCAAGACGGCCACGUGGAAGAGGUGAAGGUAGAGAAACCAGGUGAAGGGAAGCACGCCAAACAGUUGCCACUACCUGAGGCCUCUUAAGAGGCCUUGCCUUCACCUUGUGGUUGGAGGAGAUGUAGGAAGAGGAGGAAGAAACAAAGGAAGAGGUAAAGGUGGAGGGAGACGAAGUUAAGGUAGCGAAUCCAGGAAGAGGAGGAGGUGAUGGACGUGACGAGUCAUAAGGAAUGCGCAAGGAAGAACGGCUCCCCUCACACGUAUACGUAUGUAUAUUUAAGGUGAAAUAGCUUAGUUUCGUUUGGUCGUAAAACUUGCAUAGCAAAGAAAUUGCGAUUUGAAUUCUAGCUUUCUGUACCCAUUUGUUAUGUCUCUACGUAUUUUAAAUUCAGCAUACUAUAGGCUACAUAACAUCCAUAUAAUUGAAUAUGAUUUAUAUCUAAAUUGAUGCUUGAUCAUUAAACUAUAAAAGUGUUGUUA
This is a messenger RNA of Eriocheir sinensis (Chinese mitten crab), 2593 nucleotides long. Its product is annotated as sialin-like. Gene Ontology annotation, cellular component: plasma membrane. Gene Ontology annotation, molecular function: transmembrane transporter activity. Gene Ontology annotation, biological process: monoatomic anion transport; transmembrane transport. Lineage: Eukaryota; Metazoa; Arthropoda; Malacostraca; Decapoda; Varunidae. Bases 674 to 2200 code for a protein of 508 amino acids. The record is from RefSeq and is a predicted model, not a curated record. The transcript has 9 exons.